Eurytemora carolleeae is the source of this 987-nucleotide messenger RNA. RefSeq names its product organic cation transporter protein. Bases 154 to 972 code for a protein of 272 amino acids. The transcript is spliced from 8 exons. Lineage: Eukaryota; Metazoa; Arthropoda; Copepoda; Calanoida; Temoridae. Gene Ontology annotation, molecular function: transmembrane transporter activity. Gene Ontology annotation, biological process: transmembrane transport. Gene Ontology annotation, cellular component: membrane. The record is from RefSeq and is a predicted model, not a curated record.
UGUGCUUUUUUGAAUGAACUAUUUGGAUUUUUAGGCUUGUUGUCCGACUACUUGGGACGAAGAAAACUAAUUUUAAUCUCCAGUCUUAUCCAUAUAAUUGCUUCCUGGACAGCAUACUUCAGCCAGCAAUAUGCAGUCUUUCUUAUUGCAAGAAUGUUUCUUGGAGGAAGCAUACACUCUGUUUGGGCAGGAUUGUUUAUUCUAGUUCAGGAAACCACCCCAGUACACUACAGGACAUUUACCGGAGGAAUUAUGAACUUUGGAUGGAACGUGGGUGCUCUUAUUCUUUGUGCUUUGGCCUAUUUCAUCAGAGAUUGGAGAAAUUUGCAGCUCUCCUUCGCCAUUUUCUCUUUAACCAUGAUUUCAUACUUCUUCUUCGUUCCGGAAUCUCCCAGAUGGUUGCUGUCCCGAGGACGGAUUGAGGAGGCGAGGUCUGGGCUUAUUAAAGUUGCGAGGAUGAACAAGGUUCAGUUGGAAAACGAGAUUCGCCAUCUUGAGUUUAGCAAUGACGACAUUAAACCGAAUGGAAACUUUAAAGAAGAGUUUUGGAAGCAAUUAUCUCAGUUUUCACAACUAGUGACAUCUCCGCAAUUGAGAACUAGAGUAUUACUGUUAGCUCCAACAUUCUUUGCUGUUGGAAUGGGUUCCUACGGGAUUCAUUUUGCAGCUCGUCUAGCAGAUCUCAACCUAUUCGCUGUCACAGCUGUCAAAGAAAUUGCCAACUUUUUAACCAUCGUCAUUCUUAUUCCAAUCUUUAAAAAGGUCCAACGAACAAGAUGUCUUGCUUUUACCUAUUUUUUGGCAGGAUUUGUAGCAAUUCUUUUCUUAUUAGUUCCUUCUCAUGUAACAGGUAUUCGGGCUGGACUUUUAGUGAUUGCUCAGGCACUCUUUGUGGGAAACUACUUUCUGGUGGAUACUUAUGCACCUGAGAUACUACCUACCCCUGUCAGGUAUAUACUUAUACACCUCUGAGAUACUACCUAGCCC